Molecule: messenger RNA, 3000 nt
Organism: Amphimedon queenslandica
Lineage: Eukaryota; Metazoa; Porifera; Demospongiae; Haplosclerida; Niphatidae
Product: transmembrane channel-like protein 7
Exons: 13
Coding region: 45-2792 (915 amino acids)
Cellular component (GO): plasma membrane
Molecular function (GO): mechanosensitive monoatomic ion channel activity
Source: RefSeq, a predicted model, not a curated record
AUAUCGAAUUCUCUUUGUGUUUACUUGUAUAAAACAGCCGAACUAUGGAUUCCAUCCAUGUAAACCAGUUCCCGACAGAGAUAGAGGACUUGGAGUCCGUUUCUAAUCAGCCUGACCCCCAGACUCCACAGAAAGCCGUCAAACUGGAGGAUAUAGUAAGAGAUGUUCUGGAUACUCGCCCAGCUGUCUUAGCUGCACGUGCUGGGGGAACAAUUGGUGGUGGAAUAGACAGAGGCGACGCUUCAAGAUGGUCCCUACCUUCAACAGUGAGGAGAAAGGCCUCGGAGCAAUCUCUGCGAGUGAAGACAGGGAACAGAAGGUCAAGAUCACUUCAUGGCCACCAGCUAAUGAAGGAGCGUACUCAACAACAGCCGACAAUAGCAAGCGAUAUAAUAAUAACUGAUAUUGAAGUCGAAGGAGACACUGUGUUUCAGCGUAACGAAGACCUAAGGAAGUCUUCUGCUUUGCUGAGGCAUCGACUUGCAGAACGUCGAAAACAAACUGUUGUUUAUGAGCGUGGAGUGAGGACUAGCUGCUGGGAUGACCUGAGACACGUGAAAUGGCCUAAGAUUAAGAGUCGUCUUCAAGUCAUUGCAUCCCAAGAGCUCUGGAAAGGUCACUUGAAAGAGGUCGAGGGUCUCUUUGGGACUACAGUCGUCUCUUACUUUGUUUUCCUCCGUUGGAUAUUCAUAAUGAAUGUCCUCAUCUUCCUCCUUUGGUUUGGCAUGAUCUGUAUACCACAGUUUGUCUAUCAAGGUAGCAACAGCGUCAAUCAAGUCUCUAACAUCACAUGCGUACUGGAACAACCCCUCACUGAUAUGAGGUGCUCCAAUGAGUCCUUGAAUCGAACCACUGCUACUGUUUUUUCUGCUCCUGUUAACUGUCUAUUGAUGCAAGAAAGCGAUGGUGACAUGAUGCUGGGGAUCAUUAGGAUCAGGGAAUGCAAUGUUGGGAAUGGCAUUGCUACGGGCGAAGGAGGAAACGAGCUAGUUGUCUCCCCCGAACUAAUUGAUAGCUCUUGUGAAGUUAUUGAUAGAAACGCUGGCAAUAAUAUCACGUCUUAUUCAGUCUGCAUUGGCGUUAAGGCCAGGGUUGAGUGGUAUCAGCACAUCCUUGAUUUUAUCUCCGGAACUGGUUUUUUCAACGAGACUAUUUUGUUUCACGGAGUGUAUAGCUCUAAAGUUGGCCGAUACGACUUGUCUCUUGCUUUUCUUUUCAUGACAGCUGUUAUAUACGUUGUUGCUGUUCUUUUAUUAGUAUACAAAAUGGGUCAUGCUUUCAAUGAGAGCUAUGUCGAGUUUGGUAGCACUAGGAAGAUCAACUUCUGCAACAAGCUCUUCACUGCUUGGGACUUUAACAUCACCGAUCCAAAGACAGCCAAAUUGAGACAGGCUCAUAUUCGGACCGAAUUCCAUGAAGAGCUUUUGGAUUUACAAGCUAGAGAGGUGAAGAGAAGCAACAAGAAGCUUGCCCUUGUUAUUGUUAUUCGAUUUUGGACUAAUUUUUUUGUCCUUAUGACCUUGGUUGGUGCAGGAUUUGCCAUUUACUUUUCAGCUGCAUAUGAGCUUCAGAUUUUGCAAGCUGGAGUUGAAAUACCACUGAUUGGUGAAUACCUCUCUGCCAUUGUCAUAAGUAUACUCAAUGCCAUUCUUCCACUUGUAUUCCAACUUGUUGCUAAGUUGGAGCAAUACAAGACCAGCACUGGUGCUGUUAGGAUUACACUGAUAAGGACUGUAAUGGUGAGACUGUCUUCACUCAUUGUAUUGCUUGGUUCCUUGUUUCUGGUGAUAACGGAAUGCAUUCAACCAGUUGUGGAGACUGGAGAUCAGUGUACCAUCAGCUCAAUUGCCAACACAUUCACCAACACUUCACUUAACAUUACUCAGACCUGCCCUCAAUGUUGGGAGACAUUUAUUGGCCAGCAGUUCUACAAAUUGGGAGUGACUAAUCUCUUUGUCUCUAUCAUCUCAACAAUCCUCGUUGAGAGUGGAAGGCAUUUCUCUUCUCAUGUCAUUGUUCACCUCAAAUGGAAGAAUCUUGGAGAGAAGUUCAGCCGUUUUGUGACCAAAGGAAACUUCAACAUACCAAAGAGCAUAUUGGAUCUGAUUUACACUCAGUCGCUUCUCUGGCUGGGAUUCCUAUUUGCUCCUCUGCUUCCAUUCAUUGUCCUCAUAACAUCAAUACUUCUCUUCUAUGUGAAGAAGUAUAGCUUGAUAUGGAACCUUGAGCCAGACAAGAAAGGAUUUCAAAGAUCAGCCAGGACUAAUUUUAUCUUCCUCUUCCUCAUGCUGCUUGCUCUCUUUGCUUCUGUUGUACCUGUUAUGUACGCUGCUAUCCAAUUGAGGCCCAGUGAAUCUUGUGGCCCUUUCAGAGGGCAAGAGACUAUGUAUCAGUCUCUCACUAAUCUUAUUGAUGGCGGCACGUGUACUGCUAGGAUUGUUGUGGAUUUCUUCACCUCUUCAGCUUUCAUUGUCCCACUCAUCAUCAUACUAGUUCUCUCGUGUUAUGCCCUUUAUGUUAUUCUAAAGGCCAGAGAGGCUAGGUUCCUUCUCAUUAAGAAGCAGCUCAUUUUGGAAGGAGCGAAUGUUACUCACAUUGUUGGCAAUCUUAAUGAUGCACUCCAAGAGUUGGCCGAGACUAGGGAUACAACUGAACAGAAGUUGCCUCUCUCUGAAGUGAUAAAGCGUCGCUCUCAUCUCCUCAGUAAGGCUAGCAGUGAAGCCCCAGAGAUGCCCCUAUCACCACACACUCCUGAUCCAAUCUCCCCAGCCACCAUUGAUACUGCUCUGUGAAGCAAGUUAUGAAAGAUUUUAAACUUAAUGAUUUUAAUGACAUUAUUCAUUUCAGAAAUAAAAUUAUUAUAAGAAAUAGACAGAAAUAAUUAUACUUAAUAUAUUUUUUGAAAUAAUAAUAAUUUAUUAGUUUUGUUAUAGUGAGUAUUAUGUAUGUAGAUUAUUAAUUAAUUAUUCAUUGUUCUUUUGUUCCUAGCCAAUCCUCCAA